CUUCCUGGUCAGGCAUAACAACAGUGAUGGCGGCGGCUGCACGGUUCUUUCUCCGAGGUGCAAACUCGAAACUUUCCUUUACCGGUGUUGGUACCGGGGCUCACAGCUCUUUCGGAGCCGCUCUGCUGAAAGUGUCCCCGGGCUGCAGCUCCCGCACAGAAACACAACGAAGACAUGCCGCGCACUUUACCUUCCAGCCUGACCCCGUCCCGACACAGUAUGGUCCCACACAGAAGAUGAACUUGUUCCAGUCAGUUACAAGUGCCUUGGACAACACUCUUGCCAGUGAUCCGACAGCAGUCAUCUUUGGGGAAGAUGUUGCCUUUGGUGGAGUAUUCCGAUGCACAGUGGGUUUGAGAGACAAAUAUGGUAAGGAUAGAGUCUUUAACACUCCCCUUUGUGAGCAGGGGAUUGUGGGAUUUGGUAUUGGUGCAGCUGUUGCCGGCGCCACAGCCAUCGCUGAGAUCCAGUUCGCUGACUACAUCUUUCCUGCUUUUGACCAGAUAGUCAAUGAAGCAGCCAAGUACCGCUACCGUUCUGGCAACUUGUUUGACUGCGGCAACCUCACCAUUCGGGCUCCGUGGGGGUGUGUCGGUCAUGGAUCACUUUACCACUCUCAAAGCCCAGAGGCCUUCUUCGCCCACUGCCCUGGCAUCAAGGUUGUAAUACCCCGUGGUCCAGUGCAGGCCAAGGGUCUGCUCCUCUCCUGCAUCGCUGACAAGAAUCCGUGCAUAUUCUUUGAGCCCAAGAUCCUGUACAGAGCAGCAGUGGAACAGGUUCCCGUGGAGGCCUACACCAUCCCUCUAUCGCAGGCCGAGAUCCUACAGGAAGGAAGUGACGUCACUCUGGUUGCCUGGGGGACACAGAUCCAUGUGAUGAGGGAGGUGGCCAACAUGGCUCAAGAGAAACUGGGAGUGUCAUGCGAGCUCAUCGAUCUACAGACCAUCCUGCCCUGGGAUGUUGAAACUGUUUGCAAGUCAGUGGUGAAAACCGGACGUUUGCUCAUCAGUCACGAGGCUCCAGUCACCGGAGGCUUUGCUGCUGAAAUCAGCUCCACAGUGCAGGAGGAGUGCUUCCUGAAUCUGGAGGCUCCCAUCAGUAGGGUCUGUGGUUACGACACACCCUUCCCCCAUAUCUUUGAACCCUUCUACAUCCCCGACAAGUGGAAGUGCUUUGAUGCGAUCAAGAGGAUGAUCAACUACUGAACCCCCGUCAGGGCCAACUUCUGGUAGUCCUGAACUCUACGCUCUCCCCCUUUUCCUCCUCCUUCAUCCAAUCAGUGGAGAGCAGCCAGGAAAAGACACUUUGUUGACCAUCCAAUCAGGAAGCAGUAUCCAGAUGGGCUCCGUGUCCCUCUGUGUCAUCCAGCUAAAAGACUGUUACAUUAACUCUGGGUUAGGGAACCUCCCUCUGUGGCAAGGGAAACUGACUUGAUCCAGUCUAUAUGAAGAAACUCUCAAAUUUAAUUUCCUCUUAAAUAAAAGUUGAAUACUGUGGGGGAAACUGUAUUUGGUUGCAUUUUGUGACUAUCUGCCUUUCUGUGCUGUUACUUUAGAUUGAUUGUGUCCAGCAGUGCUCUAAUCUUUAUUUAGUUUGACAUGAACUGAAACUUAUUGUACUAAAAAUGGAUUUGUGGUUUUUAAGGAAAAUAAAAUUAUCAGAGUAGGUAUGGUGA
This is a messenger RNA of Seriola dumerili (greater amberjack), 1675 nucleotides long. It is a transcript of the gene bckdhb, whose product is annotated as branched chain keto acid dehydrogenase E1 subunit beta. Gene Ontology annotation, biological process: response to nutrient; branched-chain amino acid catabolic process. The transcript has 11 exons. The record is from RefSeq and is a predicted model, not a curated record. Gene Ontology annotation, molecular function: catalytic activity. Bases 27 to 1205 code for a protein of 392 amino acids. NCBI's taxonomy places the organism in Eukaryota, Metazoa, Chordata, Actinopteri, Carangiformes, Carangidae.